GUUCAAUCCAUGUGCUGAACUUUACAGUAAACAGUCACAAAUAUCACAGUUCUCCUUAAUUAUAGUCGAAUAUAAUGGCUGUUAUAAGCAAAAACAAGAAGAAAUUGUUAAAGAAGCCUGGACCGGCUAAAACGGAAUCGAAAUUCAUAUCACAAGCUCUAAUUAAUAGAAAGAAGACAAAGGGUAAGAAAAAGAAGCGCCCAAAGACAAAAGGAUUAGUCUAUGUCAAGAAUCUACCACAUGGAUUCUUUGAGGAACAACUGAGAAGUUAUUUUUCACAAUUUGGUGCUGUAACACGCAUCAGACUUGGACGAUCACCAACAACGCUUAAUUCAAGAGGAUAUGCUUUCAUUGAGUUUCGAUAUCCAGAGGUUGCUGAAAUUGCAGCACAAGCUAUGAAUAAUUACAUCAUGUUCCAUAGAAUUGUCAAGACUAAAUUCAUCCCGCCAGAACAGAUUCGACAUGAUUACUUCCGUAGUAGUAUUAUGUCAAUUAAGAAGGAUGGACGGAAAAUUAUGACAUCAACGAAAUUGCUUGCUAGACAGGCUAUUGUUGAGGGUACAAAUAAGCUAAUGACUGACGAAGAUCAAAAAAAUCGCGUCGAGAAAGUUAGGAGCAAAGUAAGCAAGCAAAAAGCAAAACUGGCUGCACUUGGGAUUGAUUUUGACAUAGAUUCAGUCGCUAAGAACAUGGGAGAGGAAGUAAUAGCACCAAAAGUUACCCAACAAGCACUUACAAUUGAUAAUAUUACUGAAGAUGACUUAGAUGGUGAUAAUGACGAGACUUUUGAUCCUGCAAAGUUUAACAUUGAUUCUGAAGAUGAAUUUGAGGAUCAUGACUAUGAUUCGGACGCAUCUGCAAGUGAUGAGGCAGCAGGCGAGACAGAAAAGAAGACUACAGCAAUUGAAGUUGCUCAAAUUGCCAGCAAAAAGUAUAAAGCAUCAAAGGAAAAUAAGAAUGGAACUGAAGAUAAACCAACAGUUGAGAAAAGGGCAGUCAAAAAUAAGAAGGCAGCAUCUAAAGUCGAGGAAUCUGAAAAGCCUGCAAAGAAAUUGAAAGUUGCUGAGGAAAAGCCACAAGUUGUGUCCAAACCUGCAAAAAAAUCAAAGGUUGAAGCUGUAAAGCCACAAGUUGAGUCCAAACCUGCUACAAAAUCAGAGAUUGAAGCUGUGAAGCCACAAGUUGAAGCAAAACCAAAAAGAACAUUAAGGGGAGCUAAACAGGUCGAAGUUGCUGCUGAGCCAGAAAAAAAGCAACCCAAAAAAGUUGUUGCAAAAGUCGAGAAAAAAAGCGUAAAGUCAAAACAAGCCAUUCAAAAAGAAUCAAAACUUCCAGUUGAAAAGAAAUUGGUCGAGAAAAAGAAUGUUAAAAAGGCACAGAAUAAAGUAGAAACAGGCACUCAAAAGAAAGUCGCUAAAGUGCCUCAGGCAAAAACAGCAGCAGCACCUUCAAAAAAGGAAUCGCCCAAAAAGAAGAUCACAAGAGGAAGUAAGAAAGCAGCAGUAAAAUAAGAAGUAACACGCAUUUACAGAUAUUUUAUUGAUUUCAU
Molecule: messenger RNA, 1549 nt
Organism: Chironomus riparius
Lineage: Eukaryota; Metazoa; Arthropoda; Insecta; Diptera; Chironomidae
Source: the annotation of a GenBank genome assembly